Malaya genurostris is the source of this 1715-nucleotide messenger RNA. RefSeq names its product retinol-binding protein pinta (gene pinta). The record is from RefSeq and is a predicted model, not a curated record. Bases 822 to 1676 code for a protein of 284 amino acids. Gene Ontology annotation, molecular function: phosphatidylinositol bisphosphate binding. NCBI's taxonomy places the organism in Eukaryota, Metazoa, Arthropoda, Insecta, Diptera, Culicidae. The transcript is spliced from 5 exons. Gene Ontology annotation, cellular component: membrane.
GAGUAACUUUUUAUAAGCGUGGCAGCCCUUCAGUUGUCAGGUCGUGUCUUAAGUUAAAAACACAAGCUUUCGAUUUAUAUUGGAAACUUUCAAGAAAUUGCAGUAAUGGUUCCGUAAUAAGCAUAAGAGAAAAUGAAAAGCGGCUCUCAUUUACAGCUAGGCCCUUUUGUCGUGGAACUAUCGUAAUGCUUAAUCUAGUAAGAAUUGCGUUUAGUAGGUGUUCACAUCGCAUUUACCUACAAGAUAAACAGCUGUUAUUUAAUAAUUGGUAGAAAUUACAAUAAUUGUAAUGUAUUUAAAAAAUAUUGUGGUAUAAUGGAGAUUUUAUCAUUACAUUUUACAAUAUGAGUACCAGAACCAGAUUUGACAGGUCAUAAUAUUAAAUCUAUCUGUACCAAAAUCUCUACUACAUAUGUACUAGGAAAUCAUGAUUUAUUUUAUUGAUCUAGAAGAAGGUUCUAUCUCCACCUUUUGUUGUCAAUCUUAACCAAAAACAAAAAUCUGUGAGCAGUCAAUUAUCGGUAUGUUAGAACAUAUCUCUAUUAAGGUUUUGAGGACAAAAAUCGGUAUACCUGGUUCCGUUGACCAGAACUUAAUAAAUAUAAAAUCAAUAAUUAAUAAUGGCAAAUAUGUCGAAUGACGUGCACCAUGCGAACGUUAUCAGCUGAGCGAGUUUGAUUAUCAUACUACGGCGAUAGCAAUGCCUUAGACUUGUAUAGCUUCUGAAUUAUAGUGCAAUCAUAAGUAUGAACUCAACAAUAAUCAACGAUUAAAAUGUGAGUUUAGACAUUGUCGCUGCAAGUUUGGCUCGCCUAUUGUGGAUGAGAAUCAUGACGCGACUGUACGUACCGUCUUUAAAUGAAUUGUGCUAUAAUCAUGCCGAGGAAUUUCUGGGAGAGACGACCGUUAACAGAACUAAUGGACUAACAGAGAUAGAACGAUGGUUGUGCAAUGAACAGCCACACAUUUGUAUGCAGAACGAGGCAAGAUACAUUAUUUAUUUUCUACGAACAACAAAGUUUGAUGUCGAAAAGGCAAAACGGAAAAUUGCUAUGUAUCACAAAAUUCGUGCGGAUCGCGUAGAAUGGUUUCAAAAUCGUGAUCCAUUUCUUCCCGAACUUCAGGAAUUGCUCGAUAUUGGUGUAUUUCUACCACUACGACAAAAAGAUGCCCACAACCGUCAGGUAGUGAUUAUAAGAACCGCUGCGCACAAUCCAAAAUACCACAGCCAAGAUAAUGUUUUCAAGGUAGACAAAAUGAUUCUAGAUUUGAUUCUACACUUGGACGAAACAAUAUCUAUCUACGGCAUUGUGGCAAUUUUUGAUAUGAAAAAUGUAACAUUAAGUCAUGCUCUACAACUGCCACCAUCCCUAAUUAAAAGAACUGUUGAAAGCUGGGAAAAUUAUCCUUGCCGACCACAACUUUUGGAAUUCGUGAAUGCCCCCAUUCAUGUUAAUGUGGUCCUAAAUGUUUUUAGGAGUUUCAUGAGUACGAAAAUGAAGUCACGUGUGAAGAUAUCUAGAAGAAUAACACAUGUAUCGAAGGUUAUCAAUUUGCCCCCAGAGCUAGGUGGAUCUGGAGACUCGUAUCACGAUCUCACUGUGUAUUGGAAGAAACAAGUACAAGAUCAUGCAAAUUGGUAUGCUGAAACAGAGAAGUUUAAUUUGCAAUCAUAAAUACAUUGCUUUAUUUUCAUAUUAAUAAUAAAUAUAUAU